This is a messenger RNA of Trichoderma virens Gv29-8, 320 nucleotides long. RefSeq lists its product as uncharacterized. The record is from RefSeq and is a predicted model, not a curated record. Lineage: Eukaryota; Fungi; Ascomycota; Sordariomycetes; Hypocreales; Hypocreaceae. The annotation marks the transcript as partial. The transcript has 4 exons.
AUGAAGAAGGCUUUAGCUAGUCGUAUAUUGUCAAAUUUCCAUCAACUACGCGUUCCUUCGGCUGGGGCUCCGGCCCAGAAGGAGAAGAAGGAGGAGGAAAAGGAGGAGGAGGAAAAGGAGGAGGAGGAAAAGGAGGAGGAGGAAAAGGAGGAGGAGGAAAAGGAGGAGGAGAAGGUCGAGGAGAAGGAGGACUCCGACGAGGAGAUGGGUAAGGCCGGGGAGGAGGAGGACGAAGAGGAAGAGGAAGAGGAAGAGGAAGAGGGAGAGGUGGUGGUGGUGGCGCCACCAGAGGCGCCGGCCCCCGUGCCUGCUCGUGUUUA